AUGUUAAUAUUCUUGUUUAUGAAUAAAUAAUANAAUUAACAUAUUCCAUAUAGAAAUUCAAAAUUAACUAGAUUAUUACAAGAUUCUUUAGGUGGCAAUACUAGAACAAUAAUGAUUUCUUGCAUAUAAUAAAAUAAAUGUUAAUAUGAUGAAAUAUUAAACACACUAUAAUAUAGUAGUAGAGCUACUCAAAUAAAAAAGUAAGUUUAAAAGUCUUUGCAUUAAUAAAUAAGUGAAGAAAAGAUUCUAAUUCUACCUAAUAUUACUGAUUCUGAAAUGAGUACUAAACAACUGUAUUUAACUAAAAUCUAUAAUGAUAUUUAUAGUAAUAUUGAAGAAUAUCAUGAAAUUAAUAAUUCACUUAUUGAAAUACAAAAUAAUAUUCUUUAAAAUCAAUAUCAAAUAGAAGAAAUUUAUUCAAUGAGUUUGUAAAAUAAUUAAAAUUCAAUUAAUGAUGAUUAAAUGUAUCAUAAUCUUAUGAUAGCCUAAAAAUAAAACUAAGAAUUAGAAUAAUAAUUACAAAAUGCAUUAAAAGUUAAUUUAAAAUAAAAACAACUUUAGAAAUCCUUAUUACUUUAAAUAACUGAAGAAUAAUAAUAAUAUAUUGAUUAUUGGGAAUUAAAAUACGAGGAAUCAUAAAAAGAAAUAUAAUAAUUAAAAUAAGUUCUGUAAUCUAAAGUAUUAUUAUUAUAUAUAUACUAUAGAAUGAUGAUAUACAAUCAAAAGAUUCUCAAAUUUAAUAGUAAUAGUUAUUUUUAGAUUAAAUAAAGACAAAAAAUCCAUCAUUGUAUACAACUAAUAAUGAUUCUGAUUGUUCAUAUCCUUCAUCAUUUGCCUCAUCUACAAGUACUUCGUAAAUCAAAAAGAAAUCAUCGUUAACUCAUUUAAAUACUCAAAACACAUUAUCUUAAUAGUCUUAAUUAUUUGACAUGAUUGAUCGUCCAAGAUUUUCAAAUUUAUCUCAUAUUAAAUAAAUAUUAGCUUCAAGAGAGCGUUCUCCAGUUAACUCAAUAUUUAGAUAAUCUCCAAUAAGAUCCCCUCUAAGAAAGAAGCCAUCAAUUCGAAAUAUAAGUAAUAACAUUAUUUAUCUAAGCUUCUAUAUCGAAAGUAGAAUAAUCAGAAAUAUCACAGAUUUCCUCAAUAAAAAAGUCUAGACUUAUAAAUGAUCCACAAAUAACUACUAUCAACUUAUAUGGAAGUUAGUAUAUCAAUUUAAUAGACAAAGAAAAUAUUUCAUGA
Paramecium primaurelia is the source of this 1239-nucleotide messenger RNA. The record is from the annotation of a GenBank genome assembly. Lineage: Eukaryota; Ciliophora; Oligohymenophorea; Peniculida; Parameciidae.